Engraulis encrasicolus (European anchovy) is the source of this 1810-nucleotide messenger RNA. RefSeq names its product DEAD (Asp-Glu-Ala-Asp) box polypeptide 47 (gene ddx47). Lineage: Eukaryota; Metazoa; Chordata; Actinopteri; Clupeiformes; Engraulidae. The transcript has 12 exons. Gene Ontology annotation, molecular function: ATP binding; nucleic acid binding; RNA helicase activity. The record is from RefSeq and is a predicted model, not a curated record. Bases 36 to 1550 code for a protein of 504 amino acids.
GCAUUAGCUUUCCUUCUAACACGGGGCAAGUCAGCAUGGCGCACGUUGAGGAGUUGGAGAGCCACAACAUGACAAAAAACGGGGACCAGAGCGAAGAAGUGGUAGAAAAUGAAGAUACGGCCGAAAGCGUGGACGGGGAAGAUGACAACAUUGAAAAGGAUGAGCCUGGAAAGACCUUCAAAGAUUUGGGUGUAACAGAGGUGCUGUGUGAAGCGUGUGAUUUGCUGGGGUGGAAGACUCCUACUAAGAUCCAGGUAGAAGCCAUCCCAGUUGGGUUGGAAGGAAAGGAUGUUAUUGGGCUGGCCGAGACCGGAUCUGGAAAGACUGGAGCAUUUGCUCUGCCCAUCCUGCAGUCGCUGCUCUCCUCUCCUCAGAGGCUCCACACGCUGGUGCUAACGCCCACCAGAGAGCUGGCUUUCCAGAUCUCCGAGCAGUUUGAGGCCCUGGGCUCCAGCAUUGGAGUCAAGACAGCCGUGGUUGUUGGUGGUGUUGACCAGAUGUCUCAGGCCUUGGUACUGGCCAAGAAACCCCAUAUUAUAAUUGCUACCCCAGGAAGGCUGGUAGAUCACCUGGAAAACACAAAGGGCUUUAACAUGAGAGCCCUGAAGUUUCUUGUCAUGGAUGAGGCUGACAGAAUCCUCAACAUGGACUUUGAGACAGAGGUGGACAAGAUCCUGAAAGUGAUCCCCCGUGACAGGCGUACUUUUCUUUUCUCUGCUACGAUGACCAAAAAGGUCCAGAAACUCCAGCGUGCAGCUCUGAAGGACCCAGUCAAAUGUGCUGUAUCCACUAAAUAUGCAACAGUGGACAAGCUCCAACAGUACUACAUAUUUAUACCCUCAAAAUUCAAGGAUUGUUACCUGGUGUCCAUAUUGAACGAGCUGGCGGGAAACUCCUUCAUGAUCUUCUGCAGCACGUGCAACAAUGCCCAGCGGGUGGCGCUAAUGCUUCGGAACCUGGGCAUCACAGCUAUACCCCUGCAUGGACAGAUGAGCCAGAACAAACGUUUGGGAGCCCUGAACAAGUUCAAGUCUAAAUCGCGCUCAGUCCUGCUGGCCACAGACGUGGCAUCCAGAGGUCUGGACAUUCCACACGUUGACUGUGUCAUCAACUUCGACAUCCCCACACACUCUAAGGACUACAUUCACAGAGUGGGCAGAACAGCCAGAGCAGGGCGCUCAGGGAAGUCCAUCACCUUCGUUACACAGUAUGACGUGGAGCUUUUCCAGCGUAUCGAGACCCUGAUCGGGAAGAAGCUUCCAGCAUUCCCCACUGAGGAGGAGGAAGUGAUGAUGCUGGUGGAGAGAGUCAGUGAAGCACAGAGAUUCGCUAGAAUUGAAAUGAAGGAACAAAUGACAAAGAGGAAACGACCGAGAGGUGGUGACGACGAUGACACAGAGGACACAGAGCAAUCCAGUGGCGUACGGAAGAAAGUGAAGGGAGGGAAGUUCAGUGGUGGUGGUGGUGGAGGAAGGGGACGAGGAGGUGGAGGAAGAGGACGCGGAGGUGGAGGAAGAGGACGCGGAGGUGGCUCUAAAAGGGGGAGAUAGACAUCAAAACUUUGUGCCGAAUUACAAUUACAAUGACUUGUACAUAUUAUAAAUAUCCCUUUUUGCCAGUUGUAUGUUAUUUCUGUGGACGAUUCCUCGUGUGAAAUCGCUUUCUCCCAGUCCAGUGAUGCUCCACACAUUAUGGAGACAAAUGACUGUAUAAACACCCUCUUGACAGACUGUGCUGCCACUGUCCUCCCUUGAAGUCCUUUCAGAGACUUGCACACUUUGAAAUAAAUGUAUCAAUUGUGUCUGUUAAA